AUGGGGUGCCUUUUCUCAAGAUUCAAUUUCAGUGGCAGACAGCACUUAGAGGAAAACUUUGAAGAGCAGCCGAAACAGUAUUCAUGGGAUAAAAGAGAAAAAAGCAAUGCAGAAGAUUAUCUAAUUGAUGGUGUUAAAAAUGAAACUGUUGGAAGAUUACCUGGUGUAUUAAAUGGACAACAAAUAAUUAUACAGAAUUGUGAGAAUUGUAAUAUUUAUAUCUAUGACUAUACUGCUACAGUAACAGUUGAUGAUUGUAUUAAUUGUAAUAUAUUCCUAGCACCAGUUAAAACCAGUGUAUUUAUAAGAGAUUGUAAGAACUGUAAUGUAGCUGUGAUCUGUCAACAAUUACGUACUCGAGACUGUAGUAAACUGAACAUCUAUCUAUGUUGUGCUACUCAACCCAUUAUUGAAUCUUCAACUGGAGUUAAAGUUGGAUGUUUCCAGUAUUAUUAUCCAGAAUUAGAAGGUCAGUUUAAAUCAGCUGGGUUAAGUAUAUAUAAUAACAAUUGGAGUAAUAUACAUGAUUUUACACCUGUACCUGGUGAAAAUAAUUAUACUUUAAUCUCACAGGACUGUAAGAUAGAAGAUUUAAUACCACUGCCAACAACUGAACCCUUUUCUACAAUACAAGUAUCAUUAGAGAAAGACAAAAGUGUGGUACCAUAUACAUUAGGUAGCAGACAUAAAAACUCAGAUGAGUCAUGUUUAGUUGUAUUUUUUAAUGAUGGAGGUUCACAUUCAAGAGCAACAAGUUUUACUGAUUCUUUACUUCUACAGGUAUGUAACUGA
Molecule: messenger RNA, 792 nt
Organism: Lottia gigantea (owl limpet)
Lineage: Eukaryota; Metazoa; Mollusca; Gastropoda; Lottiidae
Exons: 7
Coding region: 1-792 (263 amino acids)
Biological process (GO): post-Golgi vesicle-mediated transport
Cellular component (GO): cilium; periciliary membrane compartment
Molecular function (GO): GTPase activator activity
Source: RefSeq, a predicted model, not a curated record